This is a messenger RNA of Scylla paramamosain (green mud crab), 5695 nucleotides long. Its product is annotated as serine/threonine-protein kinase MARK2-like. NCBI's taxonomy places the organism in Eukaryota, Metazoa, Arthropoda, Malacostraca, Decapoda, Portunidae. Gene Ontology annotation, cellular component: cytoplasm. The transcript has 19 exons. The coding region runs from base 738 to 3374 and encodes 878 amino acids. Gene Ontology annotation, biological process: intracellular signal transduction; microtubule cytoskeleton organization; protein phosphorylation. The record is from RefSeq and is a predicted model, not a curated record. Gene Ontology annotation, molecular function: ATP binding; protein serine/threonine kinase activity; tau-protein kinase activity.
GGGGAGGGUGAGUGUGGCGGCGUGUGGCAACGAGCCGUCGGUUGGAUCCCGGUGCUAGGCUUGACCGGCCGCCGCGAGUUAGUUCCUGGGAGUGCUCAUGGCGGGGGUGGUGCGUGCAUGUCGCUCCUUUGCGCUAUUGUUAUUUUCGAUCCCUGUGCAGUAUUUCGAGUGGAAAUUACCUGGAUUGAUGUACAAAGUGAAACGUUCUCCUGUGGAUGCUGUUGAAUGUUGUGGUGCCGCUAGUGUCGCGGUGGCGGUGGUGGUGCAGCACUCGGCGGUUAACGUGGUGCUGGUGGAUUGAUGAGUGUCAGUUGGUAGUACGUACUACUGUCUCGACGGGCGUCGCCUCCCGCCGGCAUCCCAGAUACCGGCCUCCACACAGGCGCCGGCAGGACGCGAGGGAUGGUCUGCAGGAUGCUGGCUGGGCGUUGAGAAAGAGACCCGUUACUGUGAUAUUUAGUGUUAAGUGUUCUGAGCAGCUAUCAAAAGUUGUUAUUGCGACGGAAGCUGAUUAAAGGAUUUAUAAACAAAGCUGCCGUGCUUGAGACAUGUUGUGGUGAAGUGGUGUGAGAUCAGGAGGCCCGCGGAUUUGUUGUGGUGACGUUGGCAUGAGCAAGCUUGGUGCUGGUGCGUCGUGCUGAACGUCAGAAGACCACGGCGUCUUGCUCCUGCUGGCUCCUGCUGGCCGCUUGAGCGAGCAAGUCUUACCAGCUGCUGCGGUGGUGUCGUGAGCGCUGAUGCUGGCCACCGCCCGGGGUCCCCCUGGCCCCACGCCUACACAGCCCACCAUGCCGGAGCCACGCCCACACUCGCACAAGAUUCACCUGCAACACGGACCCGCUCGUUUCCACAAGCCUUGGUACAAUGCUAAUUGGGUGAGUGAGAGCAAGACAAGCAGCAAGGCGGCCGAGAAGGGACACCGGCCAAGGGGCGAGGAUGGCGUGGGCGGUAUGUCGAGCUCCGGGGGCGGCGGGGGCAGCGGGUCGUCCUCGUCCUCGGUGCGGGGCUCCUCCUCCCGAUCCCGGACGGAGGAGAUCGGCAAGUACCGCCUUCUCAAGACCAUCGGCAAGGGGAACUUCGCCAAGGUCAAGCUGGCGAAGCACGUCCCCACUGGCAAGGAGGUGGCCAUCAAAAUUAUAGACAAAACACAACUAAACCCUGGGUCAUUACAAAAACUGUUCCGAGAGGUGCGAAUCAUGAAAAUCCUUGACCAUCCAAACAUCGUCAAACUCUUCCAAGUAAUAGAAACAGAAAAGACAUUGUACCUGGUAAUGGAGUAUGCUAGUGGAGGAGAGGUUUUUGACUAUUUGGUCUUCCAUGGUAGAAUGAAGGAGAAGGAGGCCAGGGCAAAGUUCAGACAGAUUGUCUCUGCUGUGCAGUACUGUCAUCAAAAGAAGAUCAUUCACAGAGAUUUAAAAGCAGAAAAUUUACUCUUAGAUUCUGAAAUGGUCAUCAAAAUAGCAGACUUUGGUUUUAGUAAUGAGUUUACACCAGGGAACAAAUUGGACACAUUCUGUGGUAGCCCCCCUUAUGCAGCACCUGAGCUAUUUCAAGGCAAGAAGUAUGAUGGCCCGGAGGUGGAUGUGUGGUCAUUGGGUGUGAUACUCUACACACUUGUGUCUGGCUCACUACCCUUUGAUGGGUCUAACUUAAAAGAAUUAAGAGAACGGGUACUAAGAGGGAAGUAUCGUAUACCUUUCUACAUGUCAACUGACUGUGAAAACCUGCUCAAGAAGUUCCUGGUGCUCAACCCAGCACGACGGGCAUCACUAGAGACAAUAAUGAAAGACAGAUGGAUGAAUAUCGGCUAUGAGGAUGAUGAACUAAAGCCGUAUGUGGAACCUGUUAUGGACUAUGAUGAUGUAAAAAGAAUUGAAAUCCUAAGUGAAAUGGGUUACCUAAGGACGGAGAUUGAGGAAAGUUUGAAAGGUCAGAAGUAUGAUGAUGUGUAUGCCACCUACCUGCUGCUGGGACGGAGAUCUUCAGAUCUUGAGAGUGACGGCUCCAGGUCAGGAAGCUCCCUUUCACUGCGCAACACGAGUCUAACACCCCGAGGUCAGGAGUCCAGUGGAGCCGCCCAGUCCCCAUCUCACUCGCACCGAGGAGUCCACCGCUCGGUCUCGGCCACCAACUCUAAGCCUUCCUCUCGUAGAGCAUCUUCUGGUGGGGAGACCAUUCGUGGUGGAGGAACAACUCCUGUGUCAACUAAUGCACAGAACCAUGCAGGAACCAACAACUUCCGGCGGCAGAACACUGUUGAUUCUGCAACCAUCAGGGAGAACACUGCCAGGCUGGCACAAGGAGGGGUUCCCACUACCUCUAGUUCCCGCUCAGCGGCACUCAAGAACCAAAACAUCACUGCCCUAGAUCCUUCAGGGGCACCAAGCAAGACUGGAGCAGGAGCAGGUGCAGCGACAAGUCCUGGUGUUGGCAAGUCCCGCACUGCCCAGAAGAGCAACACCAUAACCACCAGAAUGAGUGGUUCCGGCAGACGCUCAACAAUCACCUACGACCCCAGUAAAGCAUCGUCAACGGAAAAGACGAAUAUUACGAAUGUUCCGGAUUCUGCCAGUGGUGUGGCUGCAGUACCACUCCUCCCUGGGGCCCCUCCCUCAUGUGUGGUGGGGGCCCCGGUGGACAGCCUGUCCCAUGGCCACCCCUCGACAGCCACUAACUCUCGACCUGCAAAAGGUCAUUUCAAGUCAGCGUCCAUUUCUGCGGGCACGGGUGCUGGUCCAGGUCGAGUGGAUCUCUCGCCCCUAGACCACCCCCUAGAUCCUUUACGGUCAAGCUCAUCGAACAAAACUCCUGUAUCACCUGUCUCAACCAAUCGCAAUCCCUUCCCUCGAAACCACCAAAGUCGAUCAACGUUCCAUAGUGGACAAAACCGACGAAAUAACAACACGUUCGGAGGAGUUGGAGCGCCUCUAACCACUCAAGAUACAAGUGUACUAUCAUCUGCCAGUAGAACCAGUUUCUUCUCCAAAUUAUCUUCUAAGUUCUCAAAACGCCCCCUGGAAACACCAACUAGGCAAGCUGCUAGCCCAUCUGUGAAUAAUGAUGAACAAGUCAAGCCUCGGUCAUUGCGCUUCACGUGGAGCAUGAAAACAACCUCUUCACGCGACCCCAAUGACAUCAUGGCCGAGAUUCGCAAGGUGUUAGAUGCAAACAACUGUGAUUAUGAGCAGCGAGAAAAGUUCUUGCUUCUAUGCGUUCAUGGGGACCCCAACACAGACUCCUUAGUACAAUGGGAGAUUGAGGUGUGUAAGCUGCCAAGACUUAGUUUGAAUGGUGUUCGAUUCAAGAGGAUAUCAGGAACUUCUAUUGGAUUUAAGAAUAUUGCUAGCAAGAUUGCCAAUGAGCUGAAACUGUGACUACAAGGGGAAUUUGAACUAGGUGAUUCUCUAGUAGAAGUACCACUUGGGCACAACACAGCCUGAAUCAUGGUCUUCUCAUCAGGAAGUGAAAGGGGGGUGCCUCAAGUGAUGUCUCUGGGUCACACGAUCUUGUUGAAAGAUUCAGGGAAUUAAAACAUAUUCCGAAGUGUGCCUAACAUACAUCUGAAUUGCUCUUGUUAAAAAUGUUAAUAGAUAAAUGUUGGCACUGCAAAUUUUCGGAGGUGUUUUCAGAAUGCAUUUUCGUGUCCUGACCUGGAGUGUUUUGGCAACCCCCCCUAUGAAGCUCACAGAAAACUAAUAACAAGUUCACUCAUGGAAGAAUUCUCAUUUUAAGUUCCACAGGCCUCACCUGAAGCACCAUUGGCUUGUUGGCUUCCCAUCCUCACUCUCCAAAGCAUAAAGUGGAACCCUCUCGCUGUUCGAAAUCCAGUUGCCUUUUGAAAUUAAUUGCGACCACAACACUUGUUUACAUAAAAUGUACUAAGCUAUCUUGACUCUAUAACUUUGAAAAGACAUGAUCAUAUAUAUAUAUAUAUAUAUAUAUAUAUAUAUAUAUAUAUAUAUAUAUAUAUAUAUAUAUAUAUAUAUAAAGUAUAUGGUUGGUUAAAAAGUGUGAUAUUUGGAAAUGAAGUUUAUUUGAACAAUAUGUGAAUGAACAACAAAGUGUCUUAGUACUUACCCCCUUCCACCAGCACUGGCCAGAGUAGUGCGGUUGUGUAGAUGACGUGUGGUGGGAGUUUAAAGAGCUUCACCAAACACUCCAGUGGACUUUGGGAAGAGUGAGGCCAACACCCACCAUAUCAUAUAGCUCCACGUGUGAGCCUCACAUCAUGUGUAACAUUAUCAUUGUGUUGCACUCACAUGUUAACCAGAAGAGGUUCCAAAGGAACAUUUUACCUUGUUUUCUUUUGUAAAUACUUUGGCUGUAGGAAUACAAAAUUAAAGUUGCCCAGUUUUGUUAUGUAUAACCAAUAGGAUGAAUGAGGUGAUUUGAAUAUUGAUAUGUACAGUAUUGUAAAGAUUUGGUCACAUAGCUGACUGAGAACAUAACCCUAAUCGUGGUUAAAGAACUAGUGUGCAACGUGUAGCAUGAGCAGAGCUUGACUCCCAGUUGCCCCACGCCCUUGUGUAGAAACCAAAGACUGGGACUUCACUUCUGUUGUGCCUGGGUUAUAUAAAAACUAUUGAGGAGUAGUGCGUUGCAAUCUGCAAGUGUGAGCCAACUGUCAAGAUGUUUUUUUUCUGCCAUAUGCCCCACCUAGCCUUGUUGUAUAUUUACAAGCUCCUGUUGUAAAUGGUGUAGUCUUCUGAUUGGUAACUCAUCAGUCCCACUCUCUCUCUCUCUCUCUCUCUCUCUCUCUCUCUCUCUCUCUCUCUCUCUCUCUCUCUCUCUCUCUCUCUCUCUCUCUCUCUCUCUCUCUCUCUCUCUCUCUCUCUCUCUCUCUCUCUCUCUCUCUCUCUCUCUCUCUCUCUCUCUCUCUCUCUCUCUCCCCCCCCCCCCUUGUUGCCUGCCCUCUAUUACUUUUUUUUUCUUUUUCUUUUCUAUUCCCCCACUGAUUGCUUCCUUUCCCCUCCAGACCCAUCAAUGAUGGUGAGCCAUCUUGUUAUGUGUUCUGCCUUACUCCUGAGCCACCCAGUACCUUCACAGGUUAUGGAACUGAGGCAUUUGCUUCACACCCAUACACUGCUUUUAUUUCUCAUUCAUUGUGUAGAUAUAUUACCUUGCAUUGUCAUUGUCAUUUUAAUUUGAAAUUACUAUUUCCAUUGUUCAUCUUAAUUAGACAUUCUAGUGGUGGCAGAUAGGUAUUUGAUUUUUCUUUUCAGUUCAUCCUGGGGAUUAUAAUCAUGCAAAUUUAUAGCUGCUAAUAUUUAAUAAAAAUAUGAAAUGAUAAUGUAUGGACCAUAUAUUGACAGUCUUUCUAUACACAACCUUGGGUUUUAACUCCUUACUUUCCAUUGAUUGCUUUGUAAUCAUUUGGAAGAAUUUUCAUCCCAAAAUAUUUUUUUAUCACAGGUAAUCAUGAUCUUUGAAACCCUAUUGGGGUUGUUGGUAGGGCACAGACCGAAAUCAAACAAAUAGGAGUUUGUAAUAAAUUGGGAAUUAUGUUGGUACUAAACACUUGUUUGUUUUUAUAGCCCCACCUGCCUGGCGAGAUGAGUGGCAAAAAAGACUACCUGACUUGUUUGAAAAUUUUAUCAAGAUUUAUUUAAUAAUGCUGCUGCAUAUGUUCAUUCCUGUAACUACCUGUGUACAUACUCAACCAGUAGCCCUUGAAAUACAGUGACAAUUGACAUGA